Colossoma macropomum (tambaqui) is the source of this 2203-nucleotide messenger RNA. RefSeq names its product X-prolyl aminopeptidase (aminopeptidase P) 1, soluble (gene xpnpep1). The record is from RefSeq and is a predicted model, not a curated record. NCBI's taxonomy places the organism in Eukaryota, Metazoa, Chordata, Actinopteri, Characiformes, Serrasalmidae. The transcript has 20 exons. Gene Ontology annotation, molecular function: metalloaminopeptidase activity. Bases 36 to 2003 code for a protein of 655 amino acids.
UGUUUAACUGGAGAGCGGUCAUAGUUAGCAGUUUUAUGAGACUUAAAGGUUGGAGAGCUGACCACGGUCUGACUUUGCACUACCUCACACUUUGUGAACUUCGGAGGAAAAAGGGAAAAAGCAUGAGCUCAGACGCUGCCAUGUCCCCAAAGAUCACAGUGGAGCUGCUGAGGCAGCUGAGGCAAGCGAUGAAAAGCAGCAAGUACAUCAAGGAGCCCAUCCAGGCCUACAUCAUCCCUUCAGGAGACGCGCACCAGAGUGAAUAUAUUGCUCCCUGUGACUGCAGACGUGAGUUCAUCUGUGGAUUCAAUGGCUCAGCAGGCACUGCUAUAGUGACAGAGCAGCAUGCCGCCAUGUGGACGGACGGACGAUACUUCCUGCAGGCCAGCCAACAGAUGGACAACAACUGGACUCUGAUGAAAAUGGGCCUGAAGGAGACACCAUCACAGGAGGACUGGCUCAUCAGCGUUCUGCCGGAAAACUCCAAAGUGGGGGUCGACCCCUGGAUCAUUGCUGCUGACCAGUGGAAGGCCAUGGCUAAAGCUCUGAGCGGUGCCGGACACUCUCUGGUUGCUCUUCAGGAGAAUCUCAUUGACGCCAUCUGGGAGGACCGACCUGUCCGGCCGAGUACACAGCUCAGUGCUCUGGGGCUUAAAUACACAGGUCUGAGCUGGCAGGAUAAGAUCGUGCAGCUGAGGGGGAAGAUGGCAGAGAGAAAGAUCUCCUGGUUCGUGGUGACGGCCCUGGACGAGAUCGCAUGGCUUUUUAACUUGCGUGGCUCAGAUAUUGAGUAUAACCCCGUGUUCUUUGCAUACGCCAUCAUUGGAAUCAACAGCAUACGGUUGUUUUUGGAUGAGAAGCGUGUUGUGGACCCCGUGGUGCGGGAGCACCUGGAGCUGGACAGUCCCAGUAAGCCGGAGCUGGAGGUGCAGUGUUUGCCCUACGAGUCCGUCUACACGGAGCUGCGGGCGGUCUGCUCCGCACUCGGCCCUAAAGAGAAGGUGUGGAUCAGCGACAAGGCCAGCUGCGCCCUCACUCAGGCCAUUCCCAAGAUCCACAGGUCUCCAAUCCCGUACACACCAUUAUGUCUGGCCAAAGCAGUGAAGAACCCUACAGAGAUACAGGGCAUGAGGAUGGCACACAUUAAAGACGCAGUGGCGCUCUGUGAGCUGUUUGCCUGGCUGGAGAAAGAGAUUCCAAAAGGCACAGUGACAGAGAUCUCAGCCGCGGAUAAAGCCGAAGAAUUCCGCAGUCAACAGAAGGACUUUGUGGGCCUCAGUUUUCCCACCAUCUCCAGUGUGGGACCAAACGGAGCCAUCAUUCACUACAGGCCACUUCCUGAGACUAACAGGACUCUCUCUCUCAACGAAGUUUACCUGAUCGACUCUGGAGCUCAGUACAUGGACGGAACGACGGACGUGACUCGUACAGUGCACUUCGGAACUCCCUCAGACUACGAGAAGGAAUGCUUCACAUACGUUCUGAAGGGCCACAUCGCGGUCAGCGCUGCAGUUUUCCCCAAUGGAACCAAAGGUCACCUGCUGGACUCGUUUGCGCGUGCGGCUCUGUGGGACUCUGGGCUGGAUUACCUGCACGGCACGGGCCACGGCGUGGGCUGCUUCCUCAACGUACACGAGGGUCCCUGUGGCAUCAGCUACAAAACCUUCGCAGAUGAACCGCUGGAGGCCGGGAUGAUCCUCAGCGAUGAGCCUGGAUAUUAUGAAGACGGCUCCUUUGGCAUUCGACUGGAAAACGUUGUUCUGGUUGUUCCCACAAAGCCUAAAUAUAACUACAGGAACAGAGGCAGUCUGACUUUUGAGCCGCUCACACUCGUCCCCAUUCAGCAGAAGAUGAUCAACACUGAACUUCUCACACAGAAAGAGCGUGACUGGCUGAACCAUUACCACAGGAAAUGCCGAGAGACGAUUGGGGCAGAGCUGGAGCGUCAGGGCAGGAAGGAGGCCCUGGAUUGGCUGAUCCGAGAAACCCAGCCAAUCGUCUGAAAGAGUAGUUGGUUUAUUUUUAUUUAACCCAAUCCUAAUCAUUACGGUCAGAAGUGAGUUUUUUGGUCUUUGUCUUACGAAACUCUUUCUCUCUGUCUGGUUCUCUGGUCGGUGUGCUUCUCUCUAUGCCUACUUUGUAAAGCACAUGCAUAUUCGCUUCUUUUAUGAGCCAAUAAAACAGAGAGAUAUGUGGAAACCAG